Molecule: messenger RNA, 1145 nt
Organism: Arachis duranensis
Lineage: Eukaryota; Viridiplantae; Streptophyta; Magnoliopsida; Fabales; Fabaceae
Product: RING-H2 finger protein ATL60-like
Exons: 1
Coding region: 120-1061 (313 amino acids)
Biological process (GO): protein ubiquitination
Molecular function (GO): transferase activity
Source: RefSeq, a predicted model, not a curated record
UCUAACUUGUAACUGAAGUUUAAACCUUUUUCACUUCUCAACAGAACUUACCAUACAUAUAUAGCACAAAAGUGAAGAAGCUACUUUUCAAUUUUAAAUUUUAAAUUUUUUUUUUCAUCAUGAGUACAAAAUCUGAUUCAGGCAAUAUGUUGAAUAAUUCUGAUGCAAUUGUGAUCUCUGGGAAGAUCAUGGUUGCAGUAGUGGUAUUGCUGUCAUUUGUGUUUGUUUUUGUCUUAAUGCUCCAUCUCUAUUCCAAGUUUUCAAUGUGGCGUGUUCAGCAAGAAACCUCCAUUCCUUCACCACAAAUCCGCCGUGGUCGCCGCCACCGGCGCCGUCGCCACCUUGUAUUCGCCUCGGCCGAAGACGCUAUCCUCCAUGGAAUUCAAAAUGUUGGGCUUGACCCUUCAGUUCUUAAGUCCAUACCUGUGUUGGUGUUCCAACCCCAUGAAUUCAAAGAGGAUUUAGAAUGUGCUGUUUGCAUAUCUGAGCUUGUUGAAGGUGAAAAGUUUAGAGCUUUGCCACAUUGCAAUCAUGGGUUCCAUGUUGAUUGCAUUGACAUGUGGUUCCAAUCACAUUCUACUUGUCCCCUUUGUAGGACACUAGUUACUGAAAAACUCUCUAAGCUAAAUAAUAGCACUCCAAGUGUUCGAGAGAAUGUCACAGAGAACAGUGAGUCAUCAUCAGAAGCUGAAAACUCUGCUGAUGUGAAUACCAAUGAUGAGUCUUCAAAUUUUCCCACACAUGUGUUGGUUUGGGGUGAUCAAACACAAUUUUCACACACUACUGAGGAUCCACAUUGCUCAUCAUCAUCUGGUUCAUGUUCUUCAAGCAGUGAGAGUGGAAGUGAUAGUAGCACUAGUAGCAGCAGCAAUGGAAGAAACAAUAAUGGAGUGUUGGUAAUUGAUAUACCAAAUGAUGAGGUCACUCCUGAAGAUGAUGAUGAGAUGAAAUCAUCAUCACCAAUGGUAGCAAGAUUGAGGUCAAUCAAGAGGCUUCUAAGUAGGGACAAAAAGUCAACUAGUCCUUGUAUUCCCAAUUCUUUUGAUGUGGAACAAGCAUAGAAUUAGGAGUUUGUUGAUGUUAUUCAUAUCAAUUAUUAUUUAUUUCAGUACAUAUUCUGAUACUUCUCAAUUGAAACUGUUGUA